GUAAGCGUGAAUGCAAUAUAAAUUACGCGAAGUCUCGUAUCUGGAUAAAAUAACAUUAAAAACUUAAACUAGUACGCAAAUGGCCUCUGCUCCGGUUCCUUUACGCCCUUGGAAUUCCGCUCUCCAACAUAGCGACAGAGAACGCUGGAUUUGUAUCUACCCAGCGUACGUGAACCGAAAGAAAACUCGCCAGGAAGGUCGUCGUAUUCCGAAGGACAAUUGCGUAGAAAAUCCAUCUAUUCAGGAAAUUCGUGACGUACUACAGGUGCUCGGUUUAAGUGUGAUAGUGGAAAACAAACAGUACUCGCGGGAAAAGUCUAAGGAACUUGCUUUUAGAGGAAGGAUUCGUGUUCAGUUGAAAAACAACGACGGGAGUUCGAUACAGAAGGAUUAUCCGACCAGAGAUAGUCUUUUGUUAUACAUAGGCAAGAUGAUUCCACAACUAAAAACUAGACAGGGAAAAUCGACGGAGCCCACUCAACAGCAAGCCACAUCCAGUGGCUCUGGUGGACAAUCUCACAAAAAGGGUAAAGGAAAAAGGCGAUAGGAAAAAGUUGGUUUUUGAAAAUAUUUCUUUCGGUGAGUCCUUUCUGGUUUUCUGUUUUUUUUGUAUUGAGGAAAUAAUGUCUUAAAAUAGAUUAUUUUCAUUCAACUGGA
Sabethes cyaneus is the source of this 657-nucleotide messenger RNA. It is a transcript of the gene Srp19, whose product is annotated as signal recognition particle 19 kDa protein. Gene Ontology annotation, cellular component: signal recognition particle, endoplasmic reticulum targeting. Gene Ontology annotation, biological process: SRP-dependent cotranslational protein targeting to membrane, signal sequence recognition; SRP-dependent cotranslational protein targeting to membrane. Lineage: Eukaryota; Metazoa; Arthropoda; Insecta; Diptera; Culicidae. The transcript has 2 exons. Gene Ontology annotation, molecular function: 7S RNA binding. The record is from RefSeq and is a predicted model, not a curated record. Bases 80 to 547 code for a protein of 155 amino acids.